AAGAAAAACAUCUCUCAUGGAUUUCUCUGCUGUUUCUUCUGCUCUCAAAACAAUUGACAAGCUAACACGAGAAGUCACAUCCUUGUGGGGAGUCGAUGAACAAGUUGAGGGCUUGGAAAGUGAGUUGAGAUGGAUGCAAAGCUUCCUGAAGGUGGCAGAUGCAAGAAAAGUUGACAAUGAGCUGAUACGUACCUGUGUUGUUGAGAUCAGAGAAUUGGCCUACGAUGCUGAAGAUGUGAUCGAGACGUUUUCCCUCAAAGUUGUGUCCAAAAGGAAAGGUGAAUUUUCAAAUUGCAUCAAAAGAUCCGCUUGUUUCCUCAAGGAGGGAUGCCUGCUCCACAAAAUCAAGUCAGAGAUAGAAAAAAUCACAGCCAGAAUCAAAGAAUUGACUAGACAAUUGAAGACGUACGAUGUAUCAAAGUUAGGGGUUGAUGGAGAAGAACCAAGUUCUUCAACUGAAAGGCGGGAGGCAAGGCGGCCUUAUCCUCAUGUUAUGGACGAUAACAUUGUUGGAUUGGAUGAUGGCAUCAAGAAAUUGGUCACAGUUCUUCUCGAUGAGCAAAGUGAAUGUAGGGUUGUCUCCAUAUGCGGAAUGGGUGGUCUGGGCAAGACCACUCUUGCCAAGAAAAUAUAUCACCACAGCCAAGUUGUUGGUCAUUUCAAGCACUUGGUUUGGGUAUAUGUUUCUCAACACUGUCAAAAAAGAAAAGUUUGGGAAGAUAUUCUAUCUGAUCUUCUCAUCUUAAGUGAAGAAGACACUAAGAUGAAGGUUGAAAAAUUAGCAGAGAAGUUGUCUAGUUUCUUUGAGGAAAACAAAUGUUUGGUGAUACUCGAUGAUGUUUGGAACACCGAGGCUUGGGAUAGCUUAAAACCAGCAUUUUCAGCGAGGGAGACGAGAAGCAAGAUCUUAGUCACCUCUCGGAACAAGGAGAUAGUUUCACAUGCCGACAAAAAUGGUUUCCUAUAUGAGGUGCAGUGCCUAAACUACGAACAGAGCUGGGAACUAUUCCAAAAGAUUGCAUUUCCCCCAUCAAAUUCUACAGGUAAUAUAUAUGUUUAUUGAUUUCAUAAUUGUGAAAUUUUUCAAUCUUAAUAUAUCUAUUUAAUUUUUCGCUUCUUUUAACUCUUAAACUUGUAUCGUUU
Gossypium raimondii (Peruvian cotton) is the source of this 1143-nucleotide messenger RNA. Its product is annotated as putative disease resistance protein At1g50180. The coding region runs from base 17 to 1063 and encodes 348 amino acids. The transcript has a single exon. Lineage: Eukaryota; Viridiplantae; Streptophyta; Magnoliopsida; Malvales; Malvaceae. Gene Ontology annotation, molecular function: ADP binding. The record is from RefSeq and is a predicted model, not a curated record.